CUCCUCCAGGCGUCGGGAAGACGCUGCACUUCCCAGGCCCCACCUGCCACGGCUGGGGUUCUGCACCCACAGCCCACCGCCCGCGGCUGGGCGCUGCCGAGCCCCAGGGCGCGCCCGGUUGGCGUCUGCCAGUGCCGAGGCUGUGCUGCCCACGCAGCCAAGGAGCCAAAGUUGGACCCCGGGCCUCGGGGCCGCUGCCCUCGCUUUCUCUUGAUUGUUGCGGACGCCUUCCGCUCUGGAGGCGCCCCGCGACCGGCGCGAUGAGUGCCAACGAGGACCAAGAGAUGGAACUAGAAGCAUUACGCUCUAUUUAUGAAGGAGAUGAAAGCUUCCGGGAAUUAAGUCCAGUUUCUUUUCAAUAUAGGAUAGGUGAAAAUGGUGAUCCCAAAGCCUUCUUAAUAGAGAUUUCCUGGACAGAAUCAUAUCCCCAAACACCUCCAAUUAUAUCUAUGAACGCUUUUUUUAACAACAACAUAUCAUCAGCAGUAAAGCAGAGUAUAUUAGCCAAACUGCAGGAAGCAGUAGCAGCUAAUCUUGGAACCGCUAUGACCUAUACGUUGUUUGAAUAUGCCAAAGACAAUAAAGACCAAUUCAUGGAGAACCACAACCCCGUCAAUUCCACAACAACAAUAAGCAAUAUCAUCUCAAUUGAAACUCCUAAUACAGCCCCAUCAAGUAAGAAAAAAGACAAGAAAGAACAACUUUCAAAAGCCCAGAAGCGUAAGCUGGCAGAUAAAACAGAUCACAAAGGAGAACUUCCUCGAGGCUGGAACUGGGUUGAUGUUGUGAAGCAUGUAAGUAUUGUUGAAAUACCUUUCACAUUCUUCUCUUCCCUGCACUCGCAAUUCUAGCUAUUCUUUUUUUAAAAUAAUGGAAGAUUCACAGAAGUAAGUUAUAACUACAACAUAGUAUGACUGUGUAAGUACAUCUUAAGAAUGCAGAUGUGGCUGGGCACGGUGGCUCACUCCUGUAAUCCCAGCACUUUGGGAGGCCGAGGCGGGCACAUCAUGAGGUCAGGAUAUCAAGACCAUCCUGGCCAUGGUGAAACCCCAUCUCUACUAAAAUACAAAAAAUUAGCCAGGUGUGGUGGUGUGCACCUGUAGUCCCAAGCCACUCAGGAUGCUGAGGCAGGGGAAUAGCUUGAAUCUGGGAGACGGAGGUUGCAGUGAGCCAAGAUCGUGCCACUGCACUCCAGCCUGGUGAAAGAGUGAGACUCCGUCUGAAAAAAAAAAAAAAAAAAAGAAUUCAGAUGCUUAGGGCGUGGUGGCUCAUGCCUGUAAUCCCAGCACUUCAGGAGGCAAAGGUGGUUGGAUCACCUGAGGUUACAAGUUCAAGACCAGCCUGGCCAACAUGGUGAAACCCUAACUCUACUAAAACUACAAAAAUCAGCUGGGCGUGGUGGCACGAGCCUGUAGUCCCAGCUACUCAGGAGGCUAAGGCAGGAGAAUCGCCUGAACCCAGGAGGCAGAGGUUGCAGUGAGCCAAGAUCAUGCCACCGCACUCCAUCCUGGUUGACAGAAUGAGACUCCAUUUAAAAAAAUUAAAACUGGGUUCUUCUUUACCUCAUGGGAAAGAAGAAAAAAAAAAAGAAGAAUGCAGAUGCUUAAAUACUACUAUAAGUUAUCAGCAAUAUAUGGAAACUAAAGAAAACCAGACAUGGAAAAUAGUGUUUUAGUUAGAAAUUACUUUUUUGUUUUUGAGACAGGAUCUUGCCCUGUCACCCAGGCUAGCUGGUGGCAUGAUCACGGCGGCUCACUGCAGCCUUAACUUCCCAGGCUUAAGUGAUCCUCAGCCUCCUGACUAGCUGGGAUCAAAGGCACGUGCCACCAUGCCAGGCUAAUUUUCUUAUAAUACGUAGAGACAGAUAUGUUGGCCAGGCCUGUCUCGACCUCCUGGGCUCAGGUGAUUCUCGCACCUCAGCCUCACAAAGUGCUGGGAUUACAGGCAUCAGCCGCCACACCUGGGCCCAGUGUUUGUGGGUUUUGUUAAGGACAGAUCUUGAAUUCAGUUGUUCGUCAUACCAAGAACAGUUUUCUGUUUUUGUUUAAAAUGGUUUGCUUUCGUUUUGAAUUUUUCUGCCUACAUGUCUCAAAUUGUUCUUGUAUUAGCUGUAGUUUCAAAUACAUUAAACUAAUAUUCAACACAGUAAAUGAAUUCUUUUUGUAGGACUUGAUGAAAUACAUUUUGCAUUCCAGUUAGUGCCACAACUUUUGUGAGAAGCAUGUAAUGUGAUGCAAGGGUGGUUAAAGAUGAGGGUUUUAGUGAGGACCCACACACAUGGGUAACUCACAGGCAGUGGUUCCUAAACCUUUUUGCUUUUUGUUUUGGGUUUUUUGUUGUUGUUUUGUUUUUGAAGACAAGGUCUGGCUCUGUCGCCCAAGCUAGAGUGCAGUGGUGUGGACGGGACUCACCGCAGCCUUGACCUUCCCCGAAAGGUGAUCCUCUCACCUCAGCCUCCCAUGCAGCAGGGGCCGCAGGCAUGUACCACCACACCCAUCUAAUUGUUUGUGUUUGAGACACAGUCUCACUUUGUUGCUCAGGCUGGCCUGCAGGGGCACAAUCUGGGCUCACUGCAACCUCCACCUUGAGUUCAAGUGGUUCUCCUGCCUCAGCCUCCCGAGUAGCUGGGAUUACAGGCAUGUAACCCACACCUGGCUAAUGUUUGUGUAUUUUAGUAGAGAUGGGUUUCACCAUAUUGGCCAGGCUGGUUUCAAACUCCUGACAUCAAGUGAUCUGCCCACCUCCGCCUCCCGAAGUGCUGGGAUUAUAGGUGUGAGCCGCUGUACUCGGCCUAGUUUGUUAAUUUUUACUAGCAACAGGGUCUCACUUUGUUGCCCACACUGCUGGUCCCAAACUCCUGGGCUCAGGUGAUCCUUCCACUGUGGCCUCCCAAAGUGCUGGAUUACAGGCAUGAGCCACUGCUCAUAGCUAUUUUCUUUUUUUUGUUUUGAAACCAAAUCUCGCUGUCACCCAGGCUGGAGUGCAGUGGUGUGACCUUGGCUCACUGUACGCUCCACUCCUGAGUUCAAGCAGUUCUUGUGCUUCAGCCUCCCAAGUAGCUGGGACUAUAGGCACACACUACCACACCUGGCUAAUUUUUGUAUUUUUAAUAGAGAUAGGGUUUCACCAUGUAGACCAGGCUGGUCUCAAACUCCUGGCCUCAAGUGACGCCCCUGCCUCUCAAGUUAUUGAUAUUACAGGUGACAGCCACCAUGCCCGGCCCUGGCCAUUUUCUUAAACUUUAUUUUAAAGCCAGCUGUUUGGUCCAUGGAAUGCAUUUUCUAUUGAAGCUUCAAAAUAAUAUUUGUGCUUCUAAUAACUAGUACAAAAAUAUUUCCUGGGAAUGGGGCCCUAAGGUACAAUUGGAAGAAACGCAGUAUUUCUUCCUCCCCUAUAUAAGAUACUCAUAUGAGUGAAGUCUCUCUGGCAUUCUCUCAUUUUCCCAGGGGCCCUUCUCCACCGAUGCUUGAUGGAUACUUCAUGUUGUCCUCCGUGUACCAAUAUUUAGCCUAACCAGCUAAAUCCAUUCUUUCCUCCAAAUGUGCUGUGCUCCAGAAUGAGCAGUUGCCAUUUCCAUUUUUUUUUGAGAUGGAGUUUUACUCUUGUUGCCCAGGCUGGAGUGCAGGGGUGCCAUCUUGGCUCACUGCAACCUCUGCCUCCUGGGUUCAGGCGAUUCUCCUGCCUUAGCUUCCAGAGUAGCUGGGAUUACAGGCAUGUGCCACCAUGCCCAGCUAAUUUUGUAUUUUAAGUAGCGACAGGGUUUCUCCAUGUUGGUCAGGCUGGUCUUGAACUCCCAACUUCAGGUGAUCCGCCCACCUCGGCCUCCUAAAGUGUUGGCAUUACAGAUGUGAGCCUCCAUGCCUGGCCAGACUGAGCAAUUUUCUUAGCCAAAAUGUUGCCUCUCUCAGUGCAUCUCUAAGCUGAAAGUGAGAAGAAAAAGAAUCUGAUCUAAAGGUGUUGAUAGUGCUCCUCCUUCCCUAGCUCCAGAAGCUUUUAUUUUUAAGAGUCCUUGUUAAUAUAAAUAGAAUUACAAUUUGUAACAAAGAGUAAAAUUCAAAUUAUCCAGUAAUCUUGGGAGGUGAAAGAUUUUUUUUUCUUGAGACAGAAUUUCGCUCUUGUUGCCCGGGCUGGAGUGCAGUGGCACGAUCUCAGCUCACCGCAGCCUCUGCCUCCUGUGUUCAAAUGAUUCUCUUGCCUCAGCCUCCCAAGUAGCUAGAAUUAUAGGCACUUGCCACCGGCUACUUUUUGUAUUUUUUAGUAGAGAUGGGGUUUCGCCAUGUUGGCCAGGCUGGUCUUGAACUCCUGAUCUCAGUUAAUCCACCUGCCUCGGCCUCCUGAACUGCUGGGAUUGCAGGCGGGAUCCACCGCGCCCAGCCUGAAAGAAGAUAUUUUUUUAAGGAGGUUACUACCUAGACAUAAUUUGGUCUAUGAAUCUAUUAUGCUAAGCUAGUGGUUUCCAACUGUGGGCUUUGGACCCUUGGGAGGUCCCUGAGACUCUCUUAGGGAGUAUGCAAAAUCAAAACUAUUUACAUAAUAAUCCGAACAUGAUGUGUGCCCUUUUAACCCCCCCCCCCUUUUUUUGUAAGACGGAGUCUCGCUCUGUUGCCCAGGCUGAAGUGCCAUGGUCCAGUGUUGGCUGACUGCAACCUCCGCCUCCCAGGUUCAAGCGAUUCUCCUGCCUCAGCCUCCCAAGUAGCUGGGAUUACAGGCGCCCGCCAACACGCCCAGCUAAUUUUUGCAUUUUGAGUAGAGACAGUGUUUCACCAUGUUGGCCAGGCUGGUCUCGAACUCCUGACCUCAAGUGAUUUACCUGCCUCAGCCUCCCAAAGUGCUGGGAUUACCAGCUUGAGCCACCACUCCCAGCCUUAACCCAUUUUCUUAUGCUUCUUUUCUGGCAUUUCCAGAGGCUGCAUGACAUUGGAUGAUGCCAUCACUAAUACUCUUAAAGCAUUAAGAGAACAUGUGUUUGAAUAUCCUUGUGUUUGCCAGAAUUUUCUCAGCUAAUAGGUUGAGGAUGUGUGUAUUAACCCAGAUCGCUCUUAGUAUUUCUGCUGUGUUCUCAGUACUUCUGCUGUGUUCUCAGUACUUCUGCUGUGUUCUUAGUACUUCUACUGUGCUGCUGUUAGCUGUCUUCCAUUAUACCUGAUUUACUGUUGGAGCAUAUUUGUGAGAAGCCGGCCAUCUUCCACUGAAAUAGAUAAUAAAGAGAUUUGGGUGGGGCAUGGUGGCUCACACCUGUAAUCCCAGCACUUUGGGAGGCCUAAGCAGAAGGAUUGCUUGAGCCCAGGAGUUCAAGACCAGCUGGGAAACUUGGUGUGAAUCCCUCUCUACAAAAAGUUUAAAGUUUUUAAGAGCGUGAAGAGGUCCUUGGGCCGAAAUGUUUGAGAACCAGCACCUUUAGUGGCUUCUGCUUUUCGUGGCUUCCCACAGUCUCUGGAGUUCCUGCAGUUGUCGGGUACAGUAAUCUUUCUCAGUAGGUGGGGCACUAGUCUGCUCAGAGUCGCCUUGCUAUUUUAUCUGCCCCUCUUACCCCAGAUUUGCCAACCCCUACCGAAGAUUUUUCUCAGAAAAAAAUUGCAACGCAAAAAUAAGACUCUUACCAUAUUUUCAAGGUAAGAAUGUGUUGUCUGGUUAAGAUGGUAAAUCUCAUGUUACAUAUUAUUUUUAUUUGACCACAAUUUAAAAAUUUUUUUUAAUGUUAAAAGAAUGCAUGAUAGAAAACAAGAACUGGAAGAAUGUCAUUCAUUUUAUAAAUUCUGUUUGUAUAUUCUUGGUUCCAGUUUAUUUCCUAAAAAGCUUCAAAAGUAUCCCACUCACCCACACACCUGCCACCCUUGUUCUGUUGAGUUUAGAUUUUUGUCGAAGUUAUAUUUUGAAAACUUUGAAUUACCUGAGCUAGAAGUUGAAAAGUGUGAUAAAAGCUAUAGGUGAUUUAAAUUACUUGAAACUUGUUGCCUAUAGUUUAAUUUUGUUACUCCAUGGAAAUAAUGAACUCAGAAAAUAUCGCUUAAACUUGUUGACUAUUUUCUGUUUUUGUUUUUUUUCUAGUUAAGCAAAACUGGCUCUAAGGAUGAUGAGUAGCACUUGGAAUUUGAGACGAAGAAAGAGCAUUCUUUAAAAAGUAGACUGGGUUCAAAAUCUUCCAUUGCUAUUUUCUGGUAUUGAGGUGGCUUUUUAUAAACCACAAAUUUUUGUAUGUUUCUUACAUUAAAAAUGUUGUAAGUUGAAAGUUGAUGAAGAGAUCUGGUUAUAUUAAAUUAUUUUCACAAACUUGCCUUAAUAAAAGGUGAAAAUGUUACUGUUUAGUAUACUUUAUGAAGCCUCUUGAGCUUCGUAAAUGGACAGGCACGGGAAUAAGAAUCAGUGUUACUUUAUAUGCUCUUAUCCUGGCAGAUGUGGUAUUUUCUUAAAGGAGUAUGAAGGCUUUUCAAACCAUCACCCCAGUGGAGCACAGUACUCAAUGAAUAGUUACUCCAUAGUGCAGUCCAUAUGAAUAGUCUUCUUAUCUUACAGAAAGUCUUCAUUUCUCCUUUUGCUUGUUAACUGAACCAUAAAUUGCUUCAGAGAAAUUCAAAUGCUGGUAUUUGAACUUUAUUCAUGAUAUUCUUUGUAGUUUCUUUUAAAUUUUUGAAAGGUGAACUGCUUCCCUUGAAUAAAUUAAUAUCUAUUUAUACUUUUCAUUUGCGUCAAGAUGUUUGAUCACGAGUGCUUUGAAUGAUAUGUGUAACGGGAGAAUAUGGAAACAAACCUGCCAAAUACACUAGAAAGUAUUGUAAUGAGAAACGCUGGCUCUUACUUAAAACAUUCUCUUUUGCAUAUACCAGGAUGGGAGUAAAAGAUGCCUUAAUAUUUAAUUUUUGUGUUGUUGGAGACAUUGAUUUUAAUAAAAUCCUAUUUAUCUGCCGUUCUGUGCUUUUAGUCGUUGGAUAACUGAGGUCUCCUAAAUGGUUCAACAUGAACCCACAUUUCAAGUCUUUUUUCUUUUUCGAGUGUCUUUUCAAGUGUUCAAAUGUAUCUCGCAACCUGAGCAUCUUUUUAAUCAUAUACGUGGGAAUCUUUUAAAUGCUCAACUGUUAUACAUGCUUGAUUUUAAAAAAAUAAUAAUAGAGGAAACCACUGGUCUAGUUGUACCAAGAUAAGUUUCUGCUGUUUGUGUGUGUUAUACAGUGAUUUUGUGUACGUGCCCAGCUUUAAGAAUACAUAAAACUACUGUUAGGUGUGGUAGGGAGACUGUUAGUUUCUCAAGUCACACCUGUGCAGCUUGGGUCUGAGUUUUUAUGGAAUAAUACUCGCUUAAAGAAGUUCAGAGCAGUUUGAGUUGUAUCUGUGGUUUUUACUGGUUAACUGACUUCAGCUAAAUAGUUUGAAUUAUAGAGUAAGUGUAAUUACAGCAAAGGAAUUAAUCUCAUUUUCAAAAGCCAAAUCACAUUUUGUUUCUUGAAUUAAUGUAGAGCAAAACAUGUUAAAAAUUCAGGGCUACUGGAAUUGCGCCAAAUUUUGUUUCAGGGUCGAAUGUGGGUAGUAUCUGUUGUAUUGGUUUGUUUCUGUGUUUUUGAAGAAACAUCUGCUAGUGGAAUAAAAUACUUGGUUUUGCUCUGAGGAUUCUGAAAUUGUUCAGGCUUAUUAUGGCUCAUAGAUUACAGAGAAUGAUGCUAGUUACAUGCCAAUGAACUAUUUUUACUCUUUUUACAUGAAAUGUACAGAUUUCUAGGGGCGGUGGUGACGGUGGUGCCUCCUAUUUCCUUAUGUGAAACACUGGAACAGUCCCAUCAAUUUUGCCGUCAUCUGUUUAACACGCCCAGUAUAUUUUCUCAAUGUCUGUUUACGUAAAUUUUGUGGAGCGACACAAUUCAUAAGCAAUAAAGUCUGAAUUACACACUGA
Molecule: messenger RNA, 7882 nt
Organism: Callithrix jacchus (white-tufted-ear marmoset)
Lineage: Eukaryota; Metazoa; Chordata; Mammalia; Primates; Cebidae
Source: RefSeq, a predicted model, not a curated record